GCACAGAACAGCGAACCUCCAUCCAAACACCUUAUACCCUUUGACGAAUACCGAGCAGGCUCAUCGUUCGUCAAUUACUUCCUCUUUUCACGACUUCUACGGCGCUACACUGCGUUUUCCAACGAUACCAAUACCCGCACCACGAAGAACGAUUGAGAUGACUGCAUCACCCUCAACCCCACCCUCUCGAUUCCUCCGCAGCACAGGCGCUCAUUCACCUCCUCCAACACCUCUCCACGGAGCACGGUAUGAUCCGGACACACACAUCACUCGCCGGCCUACACCUCGGCCUACCUGCUCUGGCACUGCGUCAAGAAGAGGAGCACAGGCACAGAUAAAGGAGAUGGAGCAGCAAGUACGACCAGUACCCCAAGGCCUCGCAACACCAAUGAAAACACCCGCAAGAAAGCGCAUGAAUGCGCUGGAUACUGUGGGUGGUCGUACGAGCCGAGUUCUCUUUCCCGUCCCAGAGGCACCUGUGGGUGAUAUCGAUAUCUUCACCGACUCCCGAGAUCGUGUACCAACCCUCGACAGCGAUCCCUCAAAUCCAUUCAAUGCAUCACCGAUGCCCUCGUCGCCCUCAGCAAAUACCCGGUCAAAGUCAAGAAGACCGGUGCCAGGUGCGCCGAGCGAGGAUGGCAUGGUCUACGUCUUCCGCGGCAAAAAAGUCGUCCGUAAGGCACCAACGACACCCUCUUUCGCCGACGAUCUCGAACCCACCCGACUCUUCGCUCCACCUCCGGCCGCAGAAAGGCCGAUCUCGAGUGGAAGCGCAAUGGACCUCGACGAGCCCGAUCUCGUCCCAGCCACGCCUGCACGAAGAGUCGAGAAGAAGAGAAAAGUGGAAUUCGAGCCCAUUACGCCCAUUACGGGACAUAGGUCGCGUGUUAUGCAGGGUGAGGUGGAGGGUGAGGGUGUGAGGAAGAGGUUGAGGUUUGCUUAAGCUUCAUGACGCUCGCUUGGGACUUUCUUUCUCUUCGUUGGGGGGGUUGCUGGCG
Messenger RNA from Saitoella complicata NRRL Y-17804, 998 nucleotides. RefSeq lists its product as uncharacterized. The transcript has a single exon. The record is from RefSeq and is a predicted model, not a curated record. NCBI's taxonomy places the organism in Eukaryota, Fungi, Ascomycota, Saitoellomycetes, Saitoellales, Saitoellaceae. Bases 158 to 943 code for a protein of 261 amino acids.